This is a messenger RNA of Paracoccidioides brasiliensis Pb18, 480 nucleotides long. RefSeq names its product mitochondrial import inner membrane translocase subunit tim-17. Gene Ontology annotation, biological process: protein import into mitochondrial matrix. The transcript has 4 exons. Gene Ontology annotation, cellular component: TIM23 mitochondrial import inner membrane translocase complex; mitochondrial inner membrane. The record is from RefSeq and is a predicted model, not a curated record. Bases 1 to 480 code for a protein of 159 amino acids. Gene Ontology annotation, molecular function: transmembrane protein transporter activity.
AUGGAUCACACAAGGGAUCCCUGCCCGUGGGUCGCGCUCAGCGACUUUGGUGGUGCGUUCAGUAUGGGUGCCAUUGGUGGAGCGGUAUGGCACGGUGUGAAAGGAUUCCGAAACAGUCCCUACGGCGAACGGCGGAUAGGAGCUAUUACCGCAAUUAAGGCUCGAGCACCGGUUGUUGGUGGUAACUUUGGCGUAUGGGGUGGCAUGUUUUCGACAUUCGAUUGUGCAGUUAAGGGAAUCAGGAAGAAGGAGGACCCGUAUAAUGCCAUUAUUGCGGGAUUUUUCACAGGUGGUGCGCUUGCCAUCCGUGGUGGAAUGAGGGCUGCCAGGAACUCCGCCAUUAUGUGCGCCUGCUUCUUGGCUGUUAUUGAAGGAGUCGGAAUCGGGUUUCAAAGAAUGAUGGCGGAAAAUACACGAUUAGACCUUCCACCACCACCCCCUUCGGAAGAUAAGUCUCCGCAGUCACCAAUGUUGGCCUAA